Messenger RNA from Suillus subalutaceus, 1437 nucleotides. RefSeq lists its product as uncharacterized. Lineage: Eukaryota; Fungi; Basidiomycota; Agaricomycetes; Boletales; Suillaceae. The transcript is spliced from 6 exons. The record is from RefSeq and is a predicted model, not a curated record. The coding region runs from base 1 to 1437 and encodes 478 amino acids.
AUGGCUGCAAGCACUGCCACUCCUCCACCAGGAACUCCAACCAACUCGGUCUUUGGCAAUGAUACAGAGAGUGUGGGAUGCUUUCCAGAUGAGGAUGGUUAUCCCGAGAGUAUGGCUGCAUACACACUUGUAGGAAUGAGAAAGCCUAGUGGUUUGCGCAAUGUUGUGGACAUCAUUGAGGUUAGGAGCAGUUCACUCACGCCUCUGCCACCCCCACCUUCGCAAUAUAAUCGUGACACCCUUGUCAAAAUGGAACACGUUGACAUCACCGUGGGCCUCAGCAACAAUUCCGACCAAGACCUUAUGUACUUGGAUGAUGAGGAGGAUGAAGGUGAAGUUGACAAUGGUAAUGAGGUUUUGGUCGUCGAAGAACAGGCCAACCCCACUCAAGCAAGCAAGUGGACAACUCUAACGACGAACGUGGAAGUCGUCAAUAACGAUUCUGAUGAGGCUCCACCCACCAAGUGCAUCAAAACAGAAACCGGAUCGAAGCCUGGAAAGGGCACUGGAGAAGUCACAAAGGCAAAAUACAAGAAUGGUGACCUCCCAGCUGGCUGCCUCAACAACAACGUAUGGCAUGGCGUUUUCAUUCCCACUGUUGCUCAUGCUACUGGCGGAGACAACAUUGAUCCAUGGCUCAUCGAAGAUGAUGCCCUCAUUCCAAUCCUAAAGGAAGCUUGGGCGGUCAUUUAUAAUGGAAAGUCGUCAUUGAUGAACCACGCCAUUGUCCCAGGAAGCGCAGUCUAUCAAGUUACAAAGCAGCGCUUAAGUGAAUGGCGCAGUGGAUUUGGCUCUGCAGCUGUCAUGAUGUUCACAACAUUCAUGGCAGCUGACCCCCUCUACAACAAUGAGGACAGCUGUGCUGAUUUUGCUGAUUUUUGGCUUGAAGACAACAGGUGGCUUUCGCAAACGUUGAAUCAGAUGACAAAAAGGUUUGUCGCAUCUAAUCAUUCCAUGUUCAUCCUGCAAACAUUUGCAGCGCACCUCAACUAUACACAAGGCCGUGUUUCCAUCCCAUCACUUAUGAGCAAGGAGCAAUCUUGUCAAACAGCCCUUGCGCUCUCCGGAGUGGUGGUCAGGUGUGCUCUUCAUCUUCUGUCAACCAAACAGAUGAGCUUCGAGGUCAAGUCCACCAUCACCAAGGGCAAGAAGAAGGCCAUGCAGAAGGGCAAGGGUUCAGCUGCCAACGGGGAGCAAUGGACUGCUGUGAUCAGUGAAAACGAAACUUUUUUGGAGCCACUGUGGGGAUACGACAGCUCAAUGUUUUUGCAGGCAAUCAAUCGCAUUCCCAACAGAAAUAUGACAGCUAUCAUUGAACAGGUGCAACAAUACAUGAAAGCCACCACCACCCGCAGUGGACGGUCGAAGAUGGAUGCCGAGGAAGCUCAAGAUGAGGACAUUGAUGAAGAGUAUGCUGACAUCUUCACCUUUCAUUGA